This is a messenger RNA of Mustela lutreola (European mink), 1811 nucleotides long. It is a transcript of the gene SEPTIN4, whose product is annotated as septin 4. Bases 144 to 1655 code for a protein of 503 amino acids. The record is from RefSeq and is a predicted model, not a curated record. NCBI's taxonomy places the organism in Eukaryota, Metazoa, Chordata, Mammalia, Carnivora, Mustelidae. Gene Ontology annotation, biological process: regulation of exocytosis; cytoskeleton-dependent cytokinesis. Gene Ontology annotation, molecular function: GTP binding; molecular adaptor activity; GTPase activity. The transcript has 12 exons. Gene Ontology annotation, cellular component: sperm annulus; microtubule cytoskeleton; synaptic vesicle.
GACAGGGGGGGUCAAAGAGAAAGGGAAAGGAGCAAGCUAGGAAGCUGGAUUACAACAAGAACAUCGGGAUCAGGCUGUUUCCGUGUGUGAGGAACUUUGCCUGGGAGAUAAAAUUAGACCUAGAGCUUGCCGAAGCCUGGGACAUGGACCAUUCACUGGGAUGGCAAAGCAGUUCUGUCCCUGAGGACAGGACUGAAGCUGGGAUCAAGCGCUUCCUGGAGGACACCGAUGACACAGAACUGAACAAGUUCGUGAAGGAUUUCCCAGGAAGCGAGAGCUGCCACCAACCAGAGGCCAAGACCUGGGGGUCCAAGCCCCAAGUCCUGGAGCCAAGGCCCCAGGCCCCGGACCUCUACCAGGAUGACCUGGAGUUCAGAACCCCCUCGUGGUCCCAGGCCUCUGACAGCCAGCAGUGCUUCUCUGCCUCUGCCCCUCUCAGCCCCUCAGCCCGGCCCCGCAGCCCCUGGGGCAAGCUUGAUCCCUAUGACUCCUCUGAGGUAGAACCUCCAGCCCUUGGCCUUCGGUGGGCUGGUGCAGGAAGACCCAGGGAGGGAGCAGAGAGAUCCCGAGUGUAUGAUGACAAGGAAUAUGUGGGUUUUGCGACCCUACCCAAUCAAGUUCACCGGAAGUCUGUGAAGAAGGGCUUUGACUUUACCCUCAUGGUGGCAGGAGAGUCUGGCCUGGGGAAAUCCACUCUUGUCAAUAGCCUCUUCCUCACCGAUCUGUACCGGGACCGGAAACUCCUCAGCGCUGAAGAGCGGAUCAUGCAAACUGUGGAGAUCACUAAACAUGCAGUGGAUAUAGAAGAGAAGGGUGUGAGGCUGCGGCUCACCAUUGUGGACACACCGGGUUUUGGGGAUGCAGUCAACAACACAGAGUGCUGGAAGCCUGUGGCAGAAUACAUCGACCAGCAGUUCGAGCAGUAUUUCCGAGAUGAGAGCGGCCUGAACCGCAAGAACAUCCAAGACAACAGGGUGCACUGCUGCCUGUACUUCAUCUCACCCUUUGGCCACGGGCUCCGGCCGCUGGAUGUUGAAUUCAUGAAGGCCCUGCAUCAGCGGGUCAACAUCGUGCCUAUCUUGGCCAAGGCGGACACAUUGACACCUCCUGAAGUGGAGCGCAAGAAACGCAAAAUCCGAGAGGAGAUUGAGCGCUUUGGAAUCAAGGUCUAUCAGUUCCCAGACUGUGACUCUGAUGAGGAUGAGGACUUCAAAUUACAGGACCAAGCCCUAAAGGAAAGCAUCCCAUUUGCUGUAAUUGGCAGCAACACUGUGGUAGAGGCCAGAGGGCGGCGAGUUCGGGGCCGGCUCUACCCCUGGGGCAUCGUGGAAGUGGAAAACCCAGGACACUGCGACUUUGUGAAGCUGAGGACAAUGCUGGUGCGUACUCACAUGCAGGACCUGAAGGAUGUGACGCGGGAGACACAUUAUGAGAACUACAGGGCACAGUGCAUCCAGAGCAUGACCCGCCUGGUGGUGAAAGAAAGGAAUCGCAACAAACUGACUCGAGAGAGUGGUACCGACUUUCCCAUCCCUGCUGUCCCACCAGGGACACAUCCAGAAACGGAGAGGCUGAUCCGAGAGAAAGAUGAGGAGCUGCGGCGGAUGCAGGAGAUGCUGCACAAAAUCCAAAGACAGAUGGAAGAGACCCAUUAGCUGGCUUUGAAUCCUGGAUAUUUAAAUCUCCUCGUCCUGCCCAUGCCAGCCCCUCCCAGCACCAGUUCUGCUCAGGCCCCUGCAGCUACUGCCACUUCGCCUUACAUCCCUGCUGCCUCCCCAGAGACUCAGAGGAAAUAAAGUUUAACAAGUCUA